AGGCCUGGGGGGAGGGAGGGCCACCAGCUCUUCUUCGCCUACGCUUCCCAGCAUGCAUUGGGAGGGAGUGACGCAGAAUGAUCCGCGACAACGCCUGCGACGAGGACGACGCCUCCGCUUCCAGUGGCCGCCUGAGCCCUGUGUUUGUGGGCCGAGAGGCGGCUGGAGGCCGGGGAUGGCGGAGCCCGGGGGAGGCGGCGGCAGCGGCGGCUCCUCGUCCUCCUCGGGCGGCGCUGGCGGGGGCUCUUCGGGCCCCGUAGCCCCCGACCCGGCCUCGCUACCCCCGGGAGACGCCCAGCUCAUCGCCCUCAUCGUCGGGCAGCUCAAGAGCCGCGGCCUCUUCGACGCCUUCCGCAGGGACUGCCUGGCCGACGUCGACACCAAGCCAGCCUACCAGAAUUUGAGACAGAAAGUGGACAACUUUGUGUCUACCCACCUGGAUAAGCAGGAUUGGAACCCCGCAAUGAACAAAAACCAGCUACGGAAUGGCCUCAGGCAGAGUGUGAUUCAAUCAGGGAUGUUGGAAGCUGGAGUGGACAGAAUUAUUUCUCAGGUGGUGGAUCCAAAACUAAACCACAUCUUCAGGCCUCAGAUAGAGAAGGCAAUUCAUGAUUUCCUGGCUGCACAGAAGAAAAAGGAACCAGUGCCAGCUCCUCCUCCUGAGCCUGAGAGUCAGGAGCCUUCUGCUCCAUCACAAGAUGCAUCGUAAGUGCAUUUCUGGCUUCAAGGGAUCUACAGUUGCAAAACACAGGCAGAAUCUGGCAGUGAGCUAAAUAUCUGCAGGAGUGCAGUUUGUCAGCUAACAUCAACUACAAUUGAGAGGAAGUGUUGGCAGAAAUCACAAAUGGUUUCUAUGGUGUGGAGGGGUAGGCAAAAUGUGGAACUGUAUUGUUAUGGGCAGAGGUAGCAUCUGUUUUUGCUAAUUACAUAUUUCUGGGUGGAUUACCCCUUUGCAGGGGAACCACUAGGGGGAAAGGGGGUUCUGGUGUGAUAUUAGUGAAAGUGAUGGUAUUUGGGAUGUAGCCAAUAGCAGGGAAAGGGCAUUCUGAGCAUGCUUGGUUUCCUGAGAGGCCAGUGUGUGUUUGAAAGCCUUCUGGAGAGGUCUGGAGAAAGAAGCAUUCAGCACGCAAGCAUGAAGUUGAUCAUUUACCAGCAAGGGAUCACUGAGUACUAGAUGCUUAUUCAAAUUCAGUCAUAGCUCACUCACAGUGCCUGACUACGUCUGAUACAGCUGCAAAGGACUGUUCACCAUUGGCUUUCCAGGUGUGUCCAGGAAUGGAUUUUUUGAGGAAAUGGUGUGUCAGACACACCUCACAGCUUGGCUCACUUCCCAAGCUGAUCAGGGAAGUGGGUGUGAGGAAGAGUCUUCUUCUGUGAGCCUUGCAAUUGAAGAGAGCUCUUUUGUCUGUAAGAUCUUCAGGUGCCUGUUAGAAGCUGCUUAGAGAGUCAUAUAAGCUCUCAAGUAGGCAUUUGUGCUCAACUGUUUGGCUAGAAAAUAUCCAGAUUUUUUUUCUAAUAAACUAGUAGAAAAAUA
Sceloporus undulatus (fence lizard) is the source of this 1534-nucleotide messenger RNA. It is a transcript of the gene BOD1, whose product is annotated as biorientation of chromosomes in cell division 1. Bases 53 to 709 code for a protein of 218 amino acids. NCBI's taxonomy places the organism in Eukaryota, Metazoa, Chordata, Lepidosauria, Squamata, Phrynosomatidae. The record is from RefSeq and is a predicted model, not a curated record. The transcript is spliced from 4 exons.